GCAAUCUAGAUCGAGGAACGAUUCCCGACGAUAGAUGGCGGAAUGUCUUUCAUAAAGUUGUCGCACGUGUUACGUUGCCACGGUUUCGCGAGGCUCGUUACUUCUCCGUCGCGAGUCGUAGCGGCCGGCAGCACGGUUAGAGCUUUCACCGCGUUCGUGAAAUUGUGCAGGAACAUGUCGUACACCACCGUCGAGAGGGGUGCGCUCAACAGCACGGAUUACAGGGUGUAUUUCAAAAAUGACGUAGGUGUGCCAAUUUCACCCAUGCACGACAUUCCACUUUUCGCCGACAAGGAAAACAAAAUACUGAACAUGGUUGUUGAAAUUCCAAGAUGGACCAAUGCUAAAAUGGAGAUCUGUCUCAAGGAGGCCUUGAAUCCUAUCAAACAAGAUGUUAAGAAGGGCAAAUUGAGAUUUGUCGCAAAUUGCUUUCCUCAUCAUGGUUACAUAUGGAAUUAUGGAGCUUUGCCACAGACUUGGGAAAAUCCUGAAGUUUUGGAUGAGGCAACUGGCUGCAAAGGUGACAACGAUCCUAUUGAUUGUCUUGAAAUAGGUCACAGAAUUGCAAAACGAGGCGAAAUAUUGAAAGUGAAAGUUCUUGGAACAGUGGCACUUAUUGACGAAGGUGAAACCGAUUGGAAAAUUAUUGUGAUUGACGUUAAUGAUCCUUUGGCAGAUCAUAUGAAUGAUGUAAGCGAUAUCGAGAAGCAUUGUCCUGGUUUGUUGAAGGCCACAAUUGAAUGGUUUAAAAUAUAUAAAAUUCCGGACGGGAAACCCGAAAAUCAAUUUGCAUUUAACGGAGAAGCAAAGUCACGAGAAUUCGCAUUGAGCAUUAUUGAUGAAGUGCACGAACAUUGGCAACAUCUAAUUCAACAAGAAGCUGACUCCGGUGGAAUAAUAUGUUCUAAUAUAACUGUGGAAGAUAGUCCUUAUAAGAUUACCACGGAAACUGCGGAAGAGUUUUUGGAAAAAGCACCUGAGCCCGCACCUGAACUUCAACCUGUAGAAUCUAUAGUCGAUAAAUGGCAUUAUGUACAUCUUAAAUGAGGAUAAGCAGAUAUCGUACGUUGAAGCGCAUACUACUUGCUCUGUUCGCACUCAACAUGGAUUUGUUUUUUUUAUUUAUCAGUUUUAUACUUUUUUGCAAUCUAAUAUCUCGUUUUCUUUACUACAUUGAACCAAUUAUGGAUAGUAUUUAAACAGUUUGAUUUAUAUAUAUGCGGUAACGUUACAAGGAGUCUAUUGCUUGUUAAUCAUCUUUGCGUCUGUUACUUCUGUUUUUUAUGAUACUAUAACUGUGACAUGUUUGUAGAUAAAGUGGCUACAAAAUUACUCGUUGCAAGCGUCUUUAGACAUAUUCCGCAUAUAUAUCUCUUCUGUUGCGAUACGGAUACCCCUAUAGCAGCAUGUUCCUAUCGUAAAACAAACAUAGUUUCAUUAUGGGUUGUGAAACAGAUAUGAAGUCGUUCCGAACAGAUUUUUUUUUUUAGACAAAAGAACGCGGUUAGGUUCCUUAACAGUAUUUGUUCCGGUCUGGAGAGUUAACAAUAAAUAAACUGGUAUGAA
Messenger RNA from Dinoponera quadriceps, 1566 nucleotides. It is a transcript of the gene Nurf-38, whose product is annotated as inorganic pyrophosphatase. Gene Ontology annotation, biological process: phosphate-containing compound metabolic process. NCBI's taxonomy places the organism in Eukaryota, Metazoa, Arthropoda, Insecta, Hymenoptera, Formicidae. Gene Ontology annotation, molecular function: magnesium ion binding; inorganic diphosphate phosphatase activity. Bases 43 to 1047 code for a protein of 334 amino acids. The transcript is spliced from 8 exons. The record is from RefSeq and is a predicted model, not a curated record. Gene Ontology annotation, cellular component: cytoplasm.